Blumeria graminis f. sp. triticale is the source of this 510-nucleotide messenger RNA. The record is from the annotation of a GenBank genome assembly. NCBI's taxonomy places the organism in Eukaryota, Fungi, Ascomycota, Leotiomycetes, Helotiales, Erysiphaceae.
AUGCGCUUUUCCAGCAUAGCCAUCAUUUUUCAAAGCGCAAGCAUCUUCGUCACGACUCUGGCUGGGACUAGCGUGGAUCACAUAGAUGAGAAAAUAAAAUCUUUUGUUUGUAACGGACACAUUGUUGGACAUAAUCAAUUUACACAGAAUCGAAGGUUAGCACAGAAUCCUGAGUACAUGUUUAAGAGAGGGAGUUUGUACCAUCAGCAUGCUAAAAAAUUAAAUGAGGCACGCCGGGACGUGAAUUUACAAGAUAUACCUUUGGUGUAUUCAUAUAGUGAAACCGCACAGUUAUCUUUUCACCAACUCGAGGAUAUGACAGAGACCAGAGAUUUAGGCAAAUAUGUCUUCAAAUCUGAAUACUUUGUCAUGGUGGACAAACACGCUCGCAGUUGCUCCAUACUUAUUCAAGAAUUAAAGCAAUAUCCACAGGGGCGAUAUACAUGGCCGGAUGAUAUAAGCUACAAGUUAUGCAGAGUUGGACAUGUUGUAAUUGAGGCAGCAACAUGA